Molecule: messenger RNA, 900 nt
Organism: Liolophura sinensis
Lineage: Eukaryota; Metazoa; Mollusca; Polyplacophora; Chitonida; Chitonidae
Product: phenazine biosynthesis-like domain-containing protein 1
Exons: 10
Coding region: 1-900 (299 amino acids)
Biological process (GO): biosynthetic process
Cellular component (GO): cytoplasm
Molecular function (GO): isomerase activity
Source: RefSeq, a predicted model, not a curated record
AUGGAGAGCAGUGAUCGUAGAGAGUACCCGCUAUACACCGUCGAUGCAUUUACAGCUGUGCCCUUUUGUGGUAACCCAGCAGCAGUUUGCGUGGUUACUGAAGACCGUCUGAGUGACAUUGAGAUGCAGAAAAUGGCAGCUGAAGUGGGUCUAUCAGAAACAGCUUUUAUAGAGGCUGACACAGAUGAGGAAUUCAAAACUGUCUCUAGAUUCAGACUGAGAUGGUUCACUCCCACGACUGAGGUGCCACUGUGUGGUCAUGCCACCCUCGCCUCUGCAGCUGUCUUAUUCUUUGUUAUCGGAAAUCAGUCAGAAAUGCUAGAGUUUGACACACACAGUGGAAUCCUUGCUACUCGGCGCGAGGGGGAGGAAAUCACAUUGAACUUUCCACUCAAUCCCAGCACACGACAGGUACACGACAGGGCUGGGAGGAAUGAAGAUUUCUUGGAGCUAUUCAAGUAUAUUGUUGAUGAAGACAAGGUGCUUGCUGUAGAAUAUUCCUCAACUACUAAAAAACUGUUGCUACGGUUACAUGAUAAUGUGUCAAGGGAAUUCCUUGAGAAUUUAAAGGUUGAUACACAACAACUGAUGAAAUGUCAGUUGACAACAGAAGUCAGAGGUGUGAUUGUUACAGUGAUUGGCUCCGCCCACAAGGAGAUCAAAGCAUAUGAUUUUAUUUCUCGGUAUUUUGCUCCCUGGAAUGGAAUUCCAGAGGACCCUGUUACAGGUUCAGCACACACAGUUUUGGCAAGUUACUGGUCAAUAGUGUUGAACAAGACAGAAAUGUGUGCGCAUCAAUGUUCUCCUCGAGGUGGUGAUUUGCGCAUCAGGCUGCGUGGAGAUCGGGUGGAGUUGAUUGGUCAGGCUGUUGUCAUGGUGACAGGAAAGCUUACUAUCUGA